Molecule: messenger RNA, 1626 nt
Organism: Planococcus citri (citrus mealybug)
Lineage: Eukaryota; Metazoa; Arthropoda; Insecta; Hemiptera; Pseudococcidae
Product: speckle-type POZ protein B-like
Exons: 2
Coding region: 222-1340 (372 amino acids)
Biological process (GO): regulation of proteolysis; proteasome-mediated ubiquitin-dependent protein catabolic process
Cellular component (GO): cytoplasm
Molecular function (GO): ubiquitin protein ligase binding
Source: RefSeq, a predicted model, not a curated record
CAGGUGAAUCACCAGCUAGUUCUCGUGGAGCGCACAGUGACGGUAUGCACUGCAGUAUGCACUAUGCAGAACCAUUCAGCAGUAGGUUACCCGAUAAAUCGAGUUGUAAUCAGUAAAAGUUACGCUGUAUUCUGUUAAUUAGUUUCAAUUUUUCAAAAAGUUAAGAAAUUAUAUACUUUGGGAUCUCGUUCAAAUUCAAAGUUUAGCGAUUCAAUUUUGAAAUGUCUACUAAAAAGGCUUCAGCUAGCUCUCAGGCUCAAGUAAUAUUGACAGAUAACACCAGUGAUAGCAAAACCUCUUAUUAUUCUGCAGAGAAUCAUCACAACCAGUACCGUAAACUGAAGAAGUGCGAUUUCACGUGGCUUAUUGACAGUCGUGAGUUUCUGGAUUUGGCAUUUGUACAAAGCGAAUCUCCAUUGUGUUCUUCUGUCGAUGAAGAUUUCAUAUAUCGCAUAAAAUUAACAUAUUGCAAGAACGGAAACAACCCCGAGAGCGCUAAAUUCCUGUCAAUUUUUUUGUGUUUCCGUGUUGGAGAUUCUCGUCACGACUGCGAUGCUGUGUUAGGGGAAGUGGAAUUUUCCGUUUUGAAGUCCAACGGUAAAUUUGGCUCGAAGAAGAGAAAAUUCGAAAUCAGAAAUAACGGUAACAUGCAGUUGUGGAAUUAUGUAGGUUUUCACGAAUAUAUUAAGAGAACUCAUGCAGCAAACUGGGUUGUUCGUGAUAGGCUGGCAAUUUUUUGCCAAAUUUCCUAUUGCAUAAGGAUUGAAAAAGAAAAUAAAUCGCGUGAAAUUCUUGAUUCGAGUCUCUCUUAUGACUUGGAACGUUUAUUCGCUGAUAAAAAUUUCAGUGACGUGACCAUACAAGUUAAAGAUCGAGAAUAUCACGUUUAUAAGGGUAUUUUAGCUGCUCGUAGUCCAGUGUUUGAUGCCAUGUUCCGAAACGAUAUGCAAGAGAAUGUGACCAACGUUGUUAAGAUUUCAGACAUUGGUCAAGACGUUUUCGAAGAGAUAUUACAUUAUAUUUAUUGUGGAAAGGUGAAAAAUUUGGAGAAAUUGGUUUGCGAAAUACUGCCUGCAGCGAAAAAGUACGACUUGAAACAACUAAUGAUCUUGUGUGAAGAAACAUUAGCGGAGCAAUUAUCUAAGGAUAACGCGAUCAAGAUUUUGAUACUGGCUCAUACUCAUCAUGCAGUUUGGUUGAAAACCGAAGCUCUUGAAUUUAUUAAAUUGCAUGCAAAUUGGGCGGAUGUGAAGAGCUCUGAAAUUUGGAACGAUCUUACUUCGUUUCAUCCUGAUUUGAUGGCGGAGAUGCUUACUGUACUUCUUAAUACGAGUAUGUGACGAAAAACUUCCCAUAAGUAUAGGUAAUAGGUAUUCUGUUAAUCUGUUUCAAGAAUUCUUUCUUCUAGUUUUACUUUUUUAUUUAAUUUUUACGGUAGGUACAUCUUUCGUGAACGCAUUUAUCGUUUUCCCUCAUUUGCUGAAUGUUAAGAGUAUUUUUAUUCGUAGUUUAUAAUUUAAGAGUUUGCUUAAGUAUACUGAUUAUCAUGUACCUACAAUUUUUUAGCGUUAGAAUUUAGAAACUAAGUUUGCUCUUUUGCAGCAUUAAAAUCGAUUGGUGACGGUU